UAAAAAAAAAUAUAGGAAUGAGUUCAGUAGCAUUGUGAUGAUUAGACAUGCAACCCGGAAGGUGCUUAGCGGUGACGCUGCUCGCGCUUUCAAUACUGGAUAUAAAAACUACAAGCACAUUUUCAAAAACUACGAGAGUGUUAAAGGUCGUGAGAUUACCCGCGGGUUACAUGGAAAUAGUCAAAGAGGACACGUGCUCUGAUGGAGUUAUUCGCCUGACUUGCCGAUCUCUUCACGCGUUCAUUUUCGUUCUCGAAGCCGAGUAUCAACGCGACAAAACCCACAGUUGCCAUGAAGUUAACAAAGUCCGCCGUGCCGCGAGAUUCCGCGAGUUCCGAUCGCGGAUGCACGAGAAUGCGAAAAUUCAACUGAGAGGUAAUUAUAUUAAAGAUGAUGAAGAAGAUGACUCGGUCAUUGAUUUGCGGACUCUAUUCAAUCGCAGAUGCAGUGGACUUUAUCACUGUCGAGUCACCAUUACCGAAGAUCAUCCAGGCACAUCAAAGUGGCAGCCGGCAAACCUGCGGCUUAAAUACGCAUGCAUACCCGAAACCGCGGUACGGAGAUAUUGCAACAUUGAGGUGAAAAUAAAUGACAAUGAAGGAGGGUACGUUAAAUCCCCGGGCUAUCCUCUCUAUUAUCCCGGUGAAUAUUCCUGCGGCUGGACUUUCCAUGCCGUUCCAGGUCAGAGAGUUUCACUAAUCUUCCACGACUUCAAUAUUCGCAGCCCUGAAUCCAACGGGAGAUGCCUCGAUACCGUUCGUGUACGCGAGAAUGGAAAAGUUUUAUUUGAAUCCUGCGGAACAAGAGCGGGCGUGAAAAUUAUAUCGAAUUCAAAUAAAGUAACAGUCGAUCUCAUCUCUUCCUCCCGCGUUUAUCCUGCUCGGGGAUUUUUACUGCAAUAUGGAGCGAUAAUCGGCUGUCCAGAGGCGCAAGCUCCGAACGGAAGUUACGUCACAAACGAUACCCUCGACUCAAGGACUUACAAGUGUCGGUCGGGUACGAUAUUCCCCGACACGAACGAACCCACGAGGACACUCGACUGUCGAAACGGGAGAUGGAACGAGACCAUCGACAGCCUGCCCACUUGCGUUGCAUCAUCAGCGGCGAUUUUAAAAACAGAAGCUGACAGCAACCGAUUGUCGAGUUUAUCGGACAACAAUUUUCAGAGCACGGGGGUCAGAAUUGGAAGAACCGAGAACGCAGUCGCGGUUGGAAACAAUUUCGCUAUGGCAGAUCCAGUGAACACAGCAAUGGCUAAACAAACAGACGUUGUCAGAGAUAUGGUGAUACCAUCGAUACUUAUUGUAUUGUUAUUUGUGGGCAACGCUGUCAUUGUUUAUAUCAUUUUCCAAUAUCGAAAAAGGAAAACGCCGGCAGUCACCUCUGGAGAAGGAAUGGCUCUGAGAGCAGCGCAAGAUGUCCCACAAGUCUGAUUAAAUUUUUAAAAAUAAACUGUCAAUUAAAUAAAAUACAAACUCUAAAUAACAAGCGAUCAAGAA
Molecule: messenger RNA, 1499 nt
Organism: Microplitis mediator
Lineage: Eukaryota; Metazoa; Arthropoda; Insecta; Hymenoptera; Braconidae
Exons: 8
Coding region: 48-1433 (461 amino acids)
Source: RefSeq, a predicted model, not a curated record